GAAUGGGCCAGCAGGUGCAGGGGUCCUGGGGGCUCCUGGCUGGGGUCUUCUUUCUCCUGGGCUGCAGAGCACUCUCCCAUUCCCAGCAGGCCGGCGCAGUGCUGGUGGGCGGAGAGAAAGUCAACAUUGGGCCGGCAGGCAGGCCUCGCUGGGAACCCAUGGCUGCAGGGUCUGUACCAGGUCCCCCGAGGAGACAGAACCACACCGCAGGGGAUGUCCUGCACCUGGAGCUGCUGGUGGCCGUGGGCCCUGACGUCCAGCAGGCUCACCAGGAGGACACAGAGCGCUACGUGCUCACCAACCUCAACAUUGGGUCGGAACUGCUGAGGGACCCGUCGCUGGGGGCCCAGUUCCGGCUACACCUGGUGAGGAUGGUCAUUCUCACGGAACCCGAGCAGGGUCCGAAGAUUACAGCCAACAUCACCUCCUCCCUGCUGAGCGUGUGCCAGUGGAGUCGAACCAUCAACCCUGUGGAUGACGCCGAUCCCGGCCAUGCUGACCUGGUUCUCUACGUCACCAGGUUUGACCUGGAACUGCCCGACGGCAACCGGCAGGUUCGGGGGGUCACCCAGUUGGGGGGCAUCUGCUCGCCCUCCUGGAGUUGUCUCAUCACCGAGGACACUGGCUUCGACUUGGGGGUCACCAUUGCCCAUGAGAUCGGGCACAGCUUUGGCUUGGAACACGACGGUGCCCCCGGCAGUGGCUGUGCCUCCAGCGGCCACGUGAUGGGGUCUGACAGCACGGCGCCCACCCGCGGAGGCCCAGCCUGGUCUGCCUGCAGCCGCCGGCAGCUGCACAGCCUGCUCAGUGCAGGGUGGGCACGCUGCGUGUGGGACCCACCGGGGUUCGUGGGGCAGCCACCUGAGGUGCAGCCCGGCCUCUACUAUGGCGCCGACCAGCAGUGCCGCGUUGCCUUUGGUCCUGCGGCUGUGGCCUGUUCCUUUACCCAGGAGCCUCUGGACGUGUGUGAGGCCCUUUCCUGCCACACGGAGCCAGGGGACCAGAGCACCUGCAGCCGCCUCCUCACCCCUCUCCUGGACGGCACACCCUGUGGUGUGGAGAAGUGGUGCUCCAAGGGCCGGUGCCGCUCCCUGGCUGAGCUGACCUCCGUGGCGGCGGUGCACGGCCACUGGUCCAGCUGGGGGCCGCCCAGUCCCUGCUCCCGCUCCUGUGGAGGAGGCGUCAUCACCAGGAGACGGCGGUGUGACAACCCCAGACCUGCCUUUGGGGGCCACGCGUGUGUCGGGCCUGAGCUGCAGGCUGAGCUGUGUAACUCCCAGGCUUGCGAGAGGACCCAGCUGGAGUUCAUGGCCCAGCAGUGCGCCCAGACCGACAGACAGCCCCUGCACCUCUCCCCAGGCAGUGUUUCCUUCUACCACUGGGAGGCUGCCCCGCAGUACAGCCGAGGGGACAUGCUGUGCAGACAUGUGUGCCGGGCAGUUGGUGAAAACUUCCUGGUGAGGCGUGGAGACCACUUCCUGGAUGGGACCCGCUGCAUGCCACGGGACCAUCGGGAGGAUGGGGCCCUGGGCAUGUGCGUGCUGGGCAGCUGCAGGAUGUUUGGCUGUGACGGUCAGAUGGACUCCCUGCAGGUGUGGGAUGCCUGCCAGGUGUGCGGUGGGGACACCAGCACCUGCAGCCGGCGGAACGGCUCCUUCUCGGCUGGAAGAGCCAGAGAGUACGUCACCUUCCUGACGAUCACCCCAAACCUGACUGGGGUGUACGUGGCCAACCGCAGGCCCCUCUUCACACACCUGGCGGUGAGGGUACAUGGGCGCUACGUGGUGGCCGGAAAUGCCAGCAUCUCCUCCAGCACCAGCCACCCGUCCCCACUGGAAGACAGCCGCCUGGAGUACAGGGUGACACUCACUGAGGACCAGCUGCCCCACCUGGAGGAGGUCCACCUCCGGGGACCUGCCAGGGAGGCCAUGGAGAUCCAGGUUUACCGGCGGUACGGCGACGAGUAUGGCCCCCUUGCCCACCCCGACAUCAUCUUUACCUACUUCGAGCCGAAGCAACGGCCAGCCUUGGCAUGGGCCGCCAUGCGUGGGCCCUGCUCUGUGAGCUGUGGGGCAGGGCUGCGCUGGGUGACCUACAACUGCCUGGACCAGGCCCUGAAUGAGUGGGUGGACGCAGCUUUGUGCGAGGGGAGCCCAAGGCCGCCCGUGUGGUCGGAGCCCUGUGUCCCUGUGCCAUGCCCACCUCGCUGGGCAGCAGGAGACUUGGGCCCAUGCAGCGCCUCCUGUGGCGGGGGCCUGCGGGAGCGGCCUGUGCGCUGUGUGGAGGAGGCCCCAGGGGGCCGCCUGCGGACACUGCCCCCUGCCCGGUGCAGAGCUGCGACCCCACUGCCGGCCAUGGUGGAACCCUGCAGUGCCCUGCCAUGCCCCACCAGCAAGGCCUCACACAACGUGACGUGUGUGCAGGCCACGUCCAGUGGGGAGCUGCCAGUGACCGUCGGGCCUUGCCCCAGCACCGAGAAGCUGCCCAGCCCUGAGCCCUGUGUCGGGACAGUGUGUCCUCCGGGCUGGGGGCUGCUGCACACUGAGUCUCCAAGGAAUGGGGCCCCACCCCCCCUGGGCACUGCCAGCCCCGGGGCUCAAGCUGCGCCCAUGUGGACUCCAGUGGCUGGGCCCUGCUCCGUGUCCUGUGGGCGAGGCCUUCGGGAGCUGCACUUCCUGUGCGUGGACGCCGCCCUCGGGACUCGGGUCCAGGAGGAGCUGUGUGACUCAGCACACAAGCCCCAGGGUCAGCGGGAAGUGUGCCAGGCGGCCCUGUGCCCUGCUCGGUGGGACACCCAGGCCUUGGCGCCCUGCCCGGUGACCUGCGGAGGUGGCCAGGUGCCGCGGGCGGUGCGCUGUGUGAGGCCUGAUGGCAGCCGUCUGGUGCCCCUGCCUCACUCCAAGUGCUGGCCAGCACCCCAGCCGGACCCCUUCGAAGACUGCAGCUCAGAGCCCUGCCCUGCCAGGUGGCGGUACCAGCUGGCGGCAUGCAGUGCGAGCUGUGGGGGAGGGCUGGUGCAGAGGAUGGUGUACUGCGCCCGCGGUGGCAAGGAUGGCAGCGAGGAGAUCCUGCCAGACCCCCAGUGCCAGGGACUGCCUCGCCCAGAGCCCCAUGAGACCUGCGGCCUGGAGCCCUGCCCACCCAGGUGGAAAGUCAUGUCCCUCGGCCCAUGCUCAGCCAGCUGUGGCAUUGGCACUGCCAUUCGCUCAGUGGCCUGUGUGCAGCUUGACCACGGCCAGGACACUGAGCUGGACGAAGCCGCCUGUGUUGCUCUGGCACGGCCGCAGGCCAGGGUUCCCUGCCUCAAGGCAGACUGUGCCUUCCGGUGGCAGGUUGGCUCCUGGACAGAGUGCUCUGUCUCCUGUGGGGCCGGCGUCCAGCACCGGAGCGACACCUGCCUCGGUCUCCAGGCCGACACUCCAGUGCCGGCUGACUUAUGCCAACACCUGCCCAAACCAGUGACUGUGCGUGGCUGCUGGGCCGGGCCCUGUGCAGGCCUGGGGCCAUCCAGCCCCGCCCGUCACACGGAUGCCACCACUUCCAGCCCGGCUGCAGCUGCUGGGGUCGGCGGCUCCCUGGAAUGGCCUCAGCCCCGGACCCACCUCCUGCCCCCAGCUCUCCCAGCCUUCCAGCAGCUUCAGGGGCUCCUAAGGGAUUCCAGCACCUGCGGGAAACAGCUCCUGGAACCGGCAGGAACUCUGGACCUGCGAGGCACAGUGCCAGGGGACUGUGCCGUGGCCAUUGGGCAACCCCUGGGGCAGGUGGUGACCCUCCAUGUUCUGGAGAGCUCCCUCAACUGCAGCGCGGGGGACUUCCUGGUGAUCUGGGGCCGUCUCACGUGGAAGAAGAUGUGUCGGGAGCUGCUGGGCAUGACUGUUGUCUCCAAGAGCAACACGCUGGUGGUGUGGCAACGGCGUGUGGGGCUGGGAGGCGGAGUGCUGCUGUGGUACAGAAGCCAGCCUGCCCCGGAAGCCUACCAUGAAUGUGACGUGCAGCUCUUCGGCCCCCGGGGGGACAUCGUGAGCCCCUCGCUGGGCCCAGAUGGAAGGACGACGGGAGGCUGCCGGCUCUUCAUCAGUGUGGCUCCACAUGCCCGGAUAGUCAUCCAUGCCCUGGCCACUGGCCUGGCCCCCGACAACCAAGGGACCAACACCAGCUAUGUCACGAUCCGGGACAUCCACAGUUUGAGUAGCAGAACUUUCCACCGCCAGCAGGUGCUCUCCUGGGUGUCCCAGAGCAGCCAGGCAGAGCUGGAGUUCAGCCAGAGGUUUCUGGAGACGGGGGCCAGCCUGCGAGGCCAGUACUGGACCCUGUGA
Messenger RNA from Ochotona princeps (American pika), 4316 nucleotides. It is a transcript of the gene ADAMTS13, whose product is annotated as ADAM metallopeptidase with thrombospondin type 1 motif 13. The transcript has 30 exons. The record is from RefSeq and is a predicted model, not a curated record. Gene Ontology annotation, molecular function: metalloendopeptidase activity. Gene Ontology annotation, biological process: extracellular matrix organization; proteolysis. Gene Ontology annotation, cellular component: extracellular matrix. The coding region runs from base 3 to 4316 and encodes 1437 amino acids. NCBI's taxonomy places the organism in Eukaryota, Metazoa, Chordata, Mammalia, Lagomorpha, Ochotonidae.